Molecule: messenger RNA, 548 nt
Organism: Odocoileus virginianus texanus
Lineage: Eukaryota; Metazoa; Chordata; Mammalia; Artiodactyla; Cervidae
Source: RefSeq, a predicted model, not a curated record
CCAGAGCCAUGACUCCACGACACUGCAUCCUGGCUGUCUUGGCUGCUGUCUGCAUCCUUUUGCUUCUCUGCUCACACGGUGCCCCAGUGUCCCCCACAGGCCCUCAGCUGUUGCUGUGCCAGUCACAAGAGCGAUGUGGGGACAAGUUCUACGACCCCCGGCAGGACUGUUGCUAUGACGAUGCUGUGGUACCCUUGGGCAGGACCCAGAAGUGUGGAAACUGCACCUUUAGGGUCUGCUUCGAGCAGUGCUGCCCGUGGUUGGUCAACAGGCCCCGGGAGUCCUUCGUGGUGAAGGUGAAAGGUCACAGUUGUUACUCAGCCCCAUCCUCGGAUGAUCGGGUCUGUAGCAGUGUUGGCUGACAGACGAUCACAGGUCGGUUGGAUGCUGCGCCCUGAAUGAGCCUGAAGAGGAGCACAAUAUGAAUUCUGCAACCUUACAUAUUCUAUCACGGCGCGAUGCAGACGGAGUCCUUUCUCCACUUCCAAAGGAGGCAAGAUACACCCACUCUUCCACUUAAGAACAAAUUUCAAGUUACCAUGACCUGC